AAAGAAGAGCGAUAUAAUGAGUUUACUUCCAGUUUCUGGUCCGAUGAUUUGGCCUUGGCCGAAUUGUGGACCAAAUUUCCUAUAUCACCCUAUUGCGCGUGUUUGUCUCCCGACUGGGGUUAGACUUUAUGAUCCAAUCUUUCCGGAUCUGGGACCAAUAAAAAUUCCAGUAGUAGAUAUUGGAGGUAGGCCCGGAGGAGGAUCUGGAGGAAGUGCAGUAGGGGGUCCUGGUGGAAAACCUGUGGGAAAUACUGGAGGAAGUUGUGGGGGAGGAUCUGGAGGAAGUCCUGGAGGAGGAGCUGGAGUAAGUCCUGGAGGGGGAUCUACAGUAAGUCCUGGAGGAGGAUCUGGAGGAAGUCCUGGAGGAGGAUCUACAGUAAGUCCUGGAGGAGGAUCUGGAGUAAGUCCUGGAGGAGGAUCUGGAGUAGGUCCUGGAGGAGGAUCUGGAGGACGUCCUGGAGGAGAAUCUGGAAUACGUCCUGGAGAUCUGAUUAGGCCUUGGCCGAAAUGUGGACCAAAUUUCUUCUAUCAUUUUAUUGUGCGUGUUUGUCUCCCGACUGGGGUUAUUAUUCCUCCUGGAGGAGGAUCCGGAGGAAGUCCUGGAGGAGGAUCUGGAGGACGUCCUGGAGGAGAAUCUGGAGGACGUCCUGGAGAUCUGAUUAGGCCUUUGCCGAUAUGUGGACCAAAUUUCAAAUAUGACUUUAAUUGGGGUGUUUGUCUCCCGACUUGGGUCAUUCCGGAUCUGAGACCAAUAGAAAUUCCAGGAGGCUCUGGAGGAGGAUCUGGAGGAAGUUCUGGAGGAGGAUCUGGAGUAAUCACUGGAGGAGGAUCUGGAGGAGGAUCUGGAGGACGUCCUGGAGGAGAAUAUGGAGGACGUCCUGGAGAUCUGAUUAGGCCUUGGCCGAAAUGUGGACCAAAUUCCAAAUAUCACUUUAAUUGGGGUGUUUGUCUCCCGACUGGGGUCAUUCCGGAUCUGAGACCAAUAGAAAUUCCAGGAGGCUCUGGAGGAGGAUCUGGAGGAAGUUCUGGAGGAGGCUCUGGAGUAAUCACUGGAGGAGGAUCUGGAGGACGUCCUGGAGGAGAAUCUGGAGGACGUCCUAGAGAUCUGAUUAGGCUUUGGCCGAAAUGUGGACCAAAUUCCAAAUAUCACUUUAAUUGGGGUGUUUGUCUCCCGACUGGGGUCAUUCCGGAUCUGAGACCAAUAGAAAUUCCAGGAGGCUCUGGAGGAGGAUCUGGAGGAAGUUCUGGAGGAGGAUCUGGAGUAAUCCCUGGAGGAGGAUCUGGAGGAGGAUCUGGAGGACGUCCUGGAGGAGAAUCUGGAGGACGUCCUGGAGAUCUGAUUAGGCCUUGGCCGAAAUGUGGACCAAAUUUCAAAUAUCACUUUAAUUGGGGUGUUUGUCUCCCGACUGGGGUCAUUCCGGAUCUGAGACCAAUAGAAAUUCCAGGAGGCUCUGGAGGAGGAUCUGGAGGAAGUACUGGAGGAGGAUCUGGAGUAAUCCCUGGAGGAGGAUCUGGAGGACGUCCUGGAGGAGAAUCUGGAGGACGUCCUGGAGAUCUGAUUAGGCCUUGGCCGAAAUGUGGACCAAAUUUGAAAUAUCUCUUUUAUUGGGGUGUUUGUCUCCCGACUGGGGUCAUUCCGGAUCUGAGACCAAUAAUAAUUCCAGUAGGCUCUGGAGGAGGAUCUGGAGGAAGUACUGGAGGAGGAUCUGGAGUAAUCCCUGAAGGAGGAUCUGGAGGACGUCCUGGAGGAGAAUCUGGAGGACGUCCUGGAGAUCUGAUUAGGCCUUGGCCGAAAUGUGGACCAAAUUUCAAAUAUGACUUUAAUUGGGGUGUUUGUCUCCCGACUUGGGUCAUUCCGGAUCUGAGACCAAUAGAAAUUCCAGGAGGCUCUGGAGGAGGAUCUACUGUAAGUCCUGGAGGAGGAUCUGGAGUAAGUCCAGGAGGAGGAUCUGGAGUAAGUCCUGGAAGAGGAUCUGGAGUAAGUCCUGGAGGAGGAUCUACAGUAAGUCCUGGAGGAGGAUCUGGAGUAAGUCCUGGAGGAGGAUCUGGAGUAGGUCCUGGAGGAGGAUCUGGAGUAACUCCUGGAGGAGGAUCUACAGUAAGUCCUGGAGGAGGAUCUGGAGUAAGUCCUGGAGGAGGAUCUGGAGUAGAUCCUGGAGGAGAAUCUGGAGUAAGUCCUGGAGGAGGAUCUACAGUUAGUCCUGGAGGAGGAUCUGGAGUAAGUCCAGGAGGAGGAUCUGGAGUAAGUCCUGGAGGAGGAUCUGGAGUAAGUCCUGGAGGAGGAUCUACAGUAAGUCCUGGAGGAGGGUCUACAGUAAGUCCUGGAGGAGGAUCUGGAGUAAGUCCUGGAGGAGGAUCUGGAGUAGGUCCUGGAGGAGGAUCUGGAGUAACUCCUGGAGGAGGAUCUACAGUAAGUCCUGGAGGAGGAUCUACAGUAAGUCCUGGAGGAGGAUCUGGAGUAAGUCCUGGAGGAGGAUCUGGAGUAGGUCCUGGAGGAGGAUCUGGAGUAAGUCCUGGAGGAGGAUCUGGAGGUCCCUCUGGAGAAGGUCCUGGAGGACCCUCUGGAGGAACUGCUGGGGGCAGUACUGUGAAUGGCUCUGGAGGUUCCGACAACAUAAAUAUUAACCAGAUUCAUCUUAAAAGUAAGGUUUAAUCCUGGAUAAUACAUUUUAUGGUUCAACUUAAAUGUAAUUGUUGAAAGAAAAGUAUAAUAAAAUCAUAUAAAAACAUAUAA
Drosophila subpulchrella is the source of this 2734-nucleotide messenger RNA. RefSeq lists its product as uncharacterized. Lineage: Eukaryota; Metazoa; Arthropoda; Insecta; Diptera; Drosophilidae. The record is from RefSeq and is a predicted model, not a curated record. Bases 17 to 2653 code for a protein of 878 amino acids. The transcript has a single exon.